CACACAACUUUGUUCCCUGGAAACCAGUCAUUCUGUGACUGCCGAUUUCACGUCCAACGGCGCCGUUUAUAUGUCGCUUUAAACCGAGCCGACUCCACCGCCAUUCGCCCCCAACAGGGGGAAAUGGGUUUGUGUCACUUAGUUCGUCAGCGAACAGCAGAAGCUCUCGGUUGGACUUUAGACUGAAAAGAAAAAAAAAACACAAACAAACAAACUUCCCUCGGCUAGCGAGCGAGUGAGUGAGUGAGCGAGCUUUUGUUAGCCUGCUAACUAGCUGAGCUGACAGAGAGCAGCCGACAGUCUGCUCCUCAGGCUGCUGCUGGAGGAACAACUUCAGGCUCCGACCAUGGGGAGACCAAGCAGCUCUAAAGACGGGAGCGCUGCGCACGGAGGAAGCCCCUCAUUCCGGAGCAACCUGGCGGACGUCAGCGCCGAGAGAUGAAACGGCACACGCCACGCCGAGGCAACAAUUACAGCAGAAACAGCAGUGAUAAUCAUAAGAGACCGGACUGCGUGUCGGGGUGAAGCUGAAAGCGUUGUUUUUUUUUUUGGCUGCUCUGUGUGUGUCUGUGUGUGUGUGAGAAAGAGAGAGAGAAAGAUCGAAGUGCCUAUGGCGGAGUUCGGGGAGGACGGAAGGCACCCUCCGGUGAAUUUCGGGCACUCCUCCGUUCCCGGCGACGAGGCUGCGGGGAAGACGCAUUGCGAAGUGUCGGUUCUGAAUGGAGACUGUGGGCUCUCGGAGAAUAUGAUGUGCUCGGACACGCCGCUCACGCCCGGCAGCCGAGCCGGAGCGGAAAACGCCAACAGCUCCGCGGGGCUGGACGCCAAAGUCGACCUGCCGCGCAGGAGCAGCAUUAUCAAGGAUGGGAGACAACGAAAAGAAAGAAAGAAGACGGUCUCAUUCAGCAGCAUGCCCACCGAAAAGAAGAUUAGCCGGGUCAGCGACUGCAUCAGCGCCAUGGUGGAUGGCUCGGAGCUGAAAAAAGUGCGAUCCAAUUCACGUGUUUACCACCGCUACUUUCUGCUUGACGCCGACAUGCAAUCGUUGAGGUGGGAGCCGACCAAGAAGGAGUCUGAAAAGGCAAAAAUUGACGUGAAGUCCAUCAAGGAGGUUCGGACCGGCAAGAAUACCGACACUUUUAGAACUAAUGGAACCUAUGAUCAGAUAUCGGAGGAUUGUGCUUUUUCAGUCAUCUUCGGGGAGAAUUACGAGUCCCUGGACUUGGUGGCAAACACAGCAGAUGUAGCCAACAUAUGGGUGACGGGGCUGAGGUACCUGAUAUCUUAUGGGAAGCAUACGUUGAACAUGAUCGAGAGCAGCCAGAACAACCUGCGCUCAUCUUGGUUAAGUGACCUUUUCGACGAAGAAGACGUCAACCGCAACAGACAGAUAGCAAUAUGCGCUGCCGUGCAGCUAAUAAAGAAGCUAAGCCCAGGACUUAAAAAUGUGAAGGUAGAACAAAAGUUCAAGGAGAUCCACAAAGCGCAAGACAAAAGUGGGUCAGAUGUGACGAAAGAGGAGUUUGCUGAGGUUUUUCAUGAUCUCUGUACAAGACCGGAGAUUUACUUUCUUUUCGUUCAGUUUUCCAGUAAUAAGGAGUUUCUUGAUACGAAGGACUUGAUGAUAUUUCUGGAGGCAGAGCAGGGAAUGGCUCAGGUCAGUGAAGACACCAGCAUGGACGUCAUUCACAAGUAUGAACCAUCCAAGGAGGGCCGGCUGAAGGGAUGGCUCUCUCUCGAUGGGUUCUCUAACUAUCUCAUGUCUGCGGAGUGCCACAUAUUUGACCCUGAGCACAAAUCUGUUUGCCAAGACAUGAACCAGCCUCUGUCUCACUACUACAUCAACGCAUCCCACAACACGUACCUGAUCGAGGAUCAGUUCAGAGGGCCUUCGGAUGUGACGGGCUACAUCCGGGCCCUGAAGAUGGGUUGUCGCUGCGUGGAGCUGGACGUGUGGGACGGGCCUGACAACGAGCCUGUUAUCUAUACCGGUCACACAAUGACCUCCCAGAUUGUUUUCCGCAGCGUCAUCGACGUCAUCAACAAGUACGCCUUCGUUGCCUCGGAGUUUCCUCUGAUUCUCUGUCUGGAAAACCAUUGUUCGGUAAAGCAGCAGAAACUGAUGUUCCAGCAUCUGAAGAAGAUCCUUGGAGACAGGAUCCACGUAGAUCCACCAAAAGCCGAGGACUGUUACCUGCCGUCACCGUCAGAGCUGAAAGGGAAGAUCCUGCUGAAGGGCAAGAAGCUGGACACAAACUGCACCGCUUCCGAAGGAGAGGUGACGGACGAGGACGAGGGGGCGGAGAUGUCUCAAAGGAUGAGCAUCGAGUCCGCAGAGCAGCAGACUAAUGCGCACAAGAAAAUCCCGCUGCUCAAGGACCUCUCUGACCUGGUGACGCUGUGCAAAUCUGUGGAGUUCAAGGACUUUCCAACGUCUUUCCAGAAACAGAAGCCCUGGGAGCUCUGCUCCUUCAACGAGGUGUUCGCCACGCGCUGUGCCUGCGAUUUCCCCGGCGACUUCGUCAACUACAACAAGAAGUUUCUGGCGCGGGUUUACCCGAGCCCGAUGCGGAUUGACUCCAGCAACAUGAAUCCGCAAGAUUUCUGGAAAUGUGGCUGCCAGAUCGUAGCCAUGAACUACCAGACCCCCGGGCUGAUGAUGGAUUUGAACAUUGGCUGGUUCCGCCAGAACGGCAACUGUGGCUAUGUUCUCCGUCCGGCCAUCAUGAGGGAGCAGGUCUCGUACUUUAGUGCCAACACAAAAGACUCGGUGCCCGGGGUUUCUCCGCAGCUCUUGCACAUCAAGAUAAUCAGUGGGCAAAAUUUCCCCAAGCCCAAAGGCUCAGGGGCUAAAGGAGACGUGGUGGACCCCUACGUGUACGUGGAGAUACACGGCAUCCCCGCAGACUGCGCCGAACAGAGGACUAAGACGGUCCACCAGAAUGGGGACAACCCGCUGUUUGACGAGAGCUUUGAGUUUCAGAUAAACCUGCCCGAGCUCGUCAUGGUGCGCUUCGUGGUUCUGGACGACGACUACAUCGGGGACGAGUUUAUCGGCCAGUACACCAUCCCCUUCGAAUGUCUCCAGCCGGGCUUCCGCCACGUCCCGCUGCAGUCGCUAACAGGAGAGCUGCUGCCGCAUACGUUGCUUUUCGUCCACGUUGCCAUAACCAAUCGGAGAGGAGGAGGAAAGCCACACAAACGGGGACUGUCUGUACGGAAAGGCAAAAGGAGCAGAGAGUACGCCAGCAUGAGAGUGCUGCAGAUCAAGGCUGUCGACGAGGUCUUUAAAACGGCCCUGCUGCCACUCAGGGAGGCCACAGACCUCCGGGAAAACAUGCAGAACGCCAUAGUGUCUUUCAAGGAGCUCUGCGGCCUCUCAGCUGUGGCCAACCUGAAGCAGUGCAUUUUGGCUCUGUCCCCUCGGCUGACGGGACCCGACAACAGCCCCCUGCUGCUGUUCAACCUGGCCGACCAGUACCCUAACCUGGAGCUGCAGGGCCUGCUCCCAGAGGUCCUGAGGAAGGUCGUCACCACCUACGAUAUGAUGAUGCAGACCAGCAAGACCCUGCUGGAGAGCUCAGACGGCUUGUACGAGAGGAUUUUGCAAACUCAGAAAGCAGCGAUGGAAUUUCAUGAGAACCUGCAUGAUCUGGCUGUGAAGGAAGGGCUGAAGGGCAGGAAGCUGCACAAGGCGGUGGAGAGCUUCACCUGGAACAUCACCAUACUGAAGGGUCAAGGUGACUUAUUAAAACACGCCAGAAGUGAGGUGCAGGAAAACCUCAAGCAGAUCCACUACUCGGCGCUCACCUGUAACCUGAGCAAAGGCGGAGCGGCGAGCAGGUCCUCGGGCUCCACGGACUCCAAGAGCCGACGCAGCAUGGAGGCCAUUCCUGAAAAGGCCAAGGUGGAGGAGGAGCUGACGGAUGCAGAAAAAUGAAGACUUCAGCACCGGGUGCUCUUUUCUUCCUGCAUCUCCAGACCUGGACUUCCUCUGUCUGUCUUCACCCAGGUGCUGUCACUCUCCACUCGCCAUGAUGGGCAUUCCUCAACCCAAAGCACAGUUUAAACUACUUAGACCAAUGAAAUGACAUGAAGUUCAACCGUCUGUCUCUUGAACCCUUGUCCAAAAUUUGGAGAGCAGAAAGAGAUUGCGCAACCCUUCAACUUUUCCGAACGUCUUACUGAAAUGAAACUUCUUCCUGACGCUGCCGUUUCAUCUUCUGGAUAAUCCAGGAGUGCUGAGAGGACCAGCGGGCCUCCAGACUGUUCCAGGCGGACUUAAUAGACGAACACUUCCACUUAGUGGACCAGAGGACACAAAGAAGGCCUUGGAUUGCUGAAAGGAUUUUUUUUUAAAGCACAAUUUUUCUGAGCUGUGAAUGUAACAGGGACUGAAGAAUGGGAACAAAAAAAAAAACGUUCAGAAUGAGAGUAAAGAGCUGUUUACAAUUCUGGACUUGAUCAUGUUUUUGUCUGCCAAAACUGUAGUAAACUAUGUGUAUAUACAGUUUCCUGUGACUUUUUUCCCGCAGAGUGCAUCGUUUUAUUAUUGUAUACUUGGGAAUAUGAGAUUUAUUUUGUAAAAGUUAAAUGAACACGUGUGUGGAGAAACGUUUUGUGCGCAGAAUGACGACCGGAGGCAGAGCGAGAACGCUGCUGUCCGGUCGCAGCUCUCUGAACCAGCAGCUGCACGGGAGGAUGUCGACGCGUGUUACGGUCCUUCUUUGUUUAGACGUGCUUCUAUUUCAGGGCGACUUCUACCAAAGUUCACUUUACGUUGGAGCGCAAAGUUAAUUUCAACCCCAAAACCAAACCAGUUUAAAUUAUUUACUAGUGUGAGAACAUGACAGAUCAGUUGUUGCGUGUAGGAAUGUAGCAGCUUGCUAGUCCUUUUGGACGCAUUGCACAGGAAACCGGUUGGAUGAAUGGACUGCACUCUUUGAAGGAAACCAUUUUAACUUGUUUUUUUUUUUUCUUCUGUUGUUUUUUUUCUUGACUUCCCAUUUAAUGAUUCAGAUUGUUAUUAAAUAAAAAAAAUCCCUUUGUUAUGCUGUAUAUGUAGGGUAGUCACUAUUUACUUAAAGUGCACACAGUUCAGUUGAAAAGGAUAACAUUUUCUGUGUUAGACUAACCCUUUUAAGCCAAGGCAAGUUUAUUAAUACAGCACUUUUCAGUAAAGACUAUUCAAAGUGCUUUUAGUGGGAUAUAAGACUCAUAUUCAACAAUAGUUAAAUAUUACUCAGCAAAAACCAUUGCAAACAAUUUCAUAACUAUACCUGGUGACGGGACAGCAUAAAAUGAAGGCGAUUUCAAUGUUUCUUUUCUGCUUUGUUUUUCUAAAGCAGGAUCGUGCGAAGUACUGAUUAGCAAUCAGUAUCUUACAUGCAGUAGGCUGUUAAGAGUAGUGUUUACCCUAAAAACAACAAUCAAAAUCAUCUUUCUGCACACAAUUAUUUGAUUUUGGUUACAGUUCUCAAAGCAUACAGACAUUUGGUAAACAUGGAAAAAACUCUCCAGAUCUGUAAAAAACUGAGAAAAAGCAGCAAAAAUACAGUGAAAAUACACAUUAAAACAAAGUAUGAGCGAGCACGGCACCGAGGCGGCCAUCUUGGGCGCCGGCUGGGACAUAUAGGUCAGGCCCUUAAAUUUAAAUAUUUGUUGACAGUAGCUGUGUUUCCAUCAACAGUUUUUUUAUGUGCAUUUUGAAAAGGUUGCUAGAAACGGCAUUAUUUGAAAUAACUUCCUCAAUUCUGCAAAAACAACAACUUUUUUACAACUCGCUUGAGGUACUUUUUGGAUUAUUGCGAAAAAGAGUUAAUGCGCAAAACAAGAGAUGGAAACACAUUUGCCGAAUAAGUUCUGUAAUAGUUAUAAUUUACCUCACAUGACUGAUCAGCUGUUUCCACUGUUUCCCAGAUAAUCCCAUAAAGUGCAUAGAAUUGUUGUAUUUAUUUCUCUACGUCUCCGGACUGCAUUUAACAUCGGCAGUACUAGUUGACGUGAAAGAACCAUUACAACUUGCCCGAUAGCUACUCAUUACUGAAAACCUCUCUCCUUUUUUUUGUUUUUUAGAGGUGUGGUCCAUGCUAGUUUAAAACCUCUACUUCCUGUUUAUUCCAGCCAUGCUUAACGUCAGCUACUGACAAAAUUACGCUUUGCGUUGCCUGGUUAAGUCACUCCAAACCAGUAGAUGGAAACAUGCCUAAUUUCUUUUUUUGCAAAAUUUUAAAAGUUCGCUCAAAAUUUGCCUGGCAGUUCGGAUGGAAACAUGGGUAGUUUAAACUCUUAAAGAUAGUUAUCAAUGUUUCUGUCAAAAACUGCUAUGCUAUGCUAACAAUUAGCACUGUGACUCUUAAAGCAUUCUGCAGGCAACAUGCCCGUUUAAUUUGAUAUACGUGAAGAAGUUUUAAUAUAUUCUCUUGUAUUUUCAAGCAUUUAUUAUACUUAAUAUAUGUAAGGCAAACAUUACCUCGGUUAUACAUGAACCUAAAUGCUAAAAGAUUAACAGUAUUGCUAUUAAUGUGUUUGGACCUAAUCUUAUCCGUGCGUUUGAGUCCAGUCGGAUGACAGCUAUAUGUGUCUGAAGGCAUAAAGCUUCUUUGAGCAGUUAACCUGGACUAUCCUUCAGAAGGCUAUGAUCACUUUCACUUCAACUCGUUUAUACGUUUACUUUUUCAAAGCAUUGAAACAUCUUUCGCUAAAAACAAAAAGCCACAUUUAAAGUUUCUUCCUGCCCAAUCAUUGAUCAAUCUUUGUUGAGAAAUCAUCGAGUUACUUGUUGGAUAGACACAUAUUUGAGAAGGGCAGCCCCCCACAUAGUGUUGACGCGCACCAGGUGCUGUAUAUUGACCUGAAAAUAAUUCUUUAUAGCGCAAAUUAAGCUAAUACUUACACGGGACGGGACUCACAGUCACUGUUUUGAGCUUGAGCCAACAUUGGCAUAUACGCGAGGUUGCUAACACUGCCACCAAAACAGAGAAACAACAGCAGCCUUGUAUUUGGAUUUGGAUUUUCACACUAAAUUGACUUUAUGCUUGUUUAACUCAGAACUUUCUUACUUUCUGAAUAGGGUCCGUUCUAGUGGUCUAGGAUGACUGUUCAAGAUUGCCUUAAGCUUAAUCGGUAAACAUAUUUGGCUCUCAUUGCAUUCUGUAUCCACGAUCAGGGAUUACACUAAAAUUGUCACGACCACAGCAUUGAAUAGUGAUAUUAGCACUUGUCACUUUGUACUGACGUACAAGUGUAUUCUGUGUAAUGUUAACCUACCUACCAACCCGUUUUUGUAUCUAUGAAUUUGACCAUAAAGUUUGAAAAUACAAAGCGAAAGUUGUCCGCAUGUUAGAAGGGAACAAAAAGCCACGUUAUGCUGAAAAACAUUAUUAAAGUUAUUUAUUUAGUCGGUUCAGAUAAACACCCAUAUUAACCUGAAGCCCGAUGUCCUUCCUAGAAAUUAAAUUUUUACUGUCUGUAAAUGUUUUCGAUUUAAAGUGGGAUGACCUUAAAGUGAUCGAAGCUGCCUCAAUCCUUUUAUGCAUCACAACUUAAAUCUGGUUGGUAAAAAUAAAAAGAUUUAUGUCAAGACAAUUAACUAACCUAAUAUAGCAUUCACUUAAACUGCAAAGAAAGUUGCACAUAAAAAUGUUGUAUUUGGCCGUUGUUCUGUUUUUAUUUUUUGCCACCAAGUCUUUUAUUCCUGCAUCACAGAUUAUACAGAAGUUGAACAGCAGCAAACCCAGUUUAGCUUAUUAGCGACACAUCACAUAUAUUACUAUUUAUUAUGCUAUUAUUUCGUUUUCUCUUUCCAUCAUUUUAUAUUUAAAUAUCUUAUUCGAAGAACACACAGAUGUCACAUGAAACAAAUGUAUAAAUAAUGCUAAUCAAGUUGAUGCUAAUAGUGCUUAUUAGAUACUGAUUAAACGCCAUUCUAUUUUUAAUUUGUUUUAACUGUAAUUUUUUUCCCCCAAGCUGAAAGUUAAUUACUUUCACAUUUCAAAACAAUUUUCUUCACAUGACAAAUUAGUCCCAAAAUGCUGCUUCCUCCUUGACUUAACUAUCUACGCUUGAGCAGCAAUAACUAAGACAAAAAAAAAAAAAAGAUUAAGGCUCAUCAGUUUGUUUCUGUUCUCCACCUUUAGGAGUAACAGAACCAGAGUAAAGCGUGCGACGCUCCUCAUCGCUAAAUGUUUUUUUUUUUACUCGCAGUAGCUUUGUUUUCCCCUCUGCUGUUGUGUUUUUGCUUUCCGAAUGUUCUCCACACUUCCUGGUGUUUCCAGCGAGCCGUCUCUGAACAUCAGUGCUGUGCCAGCGUCCAUAGGAGUAAAUGUUAAAAACUAUCCAGCUGUAUUUCAAGUCUGAGCUGUCACAUUUUAAAUAAUGACCUCUGAAUAAACGGUGUUGGAUGAUUA
This is a messenger RNA of Fundulus heteroclitus (mummichog), 8408 nucleotides long. RefSeq names its product inactive phospholipase C-like protein 2. Gene Ontology annotation, biological process: lipid metabolic process; intracellular signal transduction. The transcript is spliced from 7 exons. NCBI's taxonomy places the organism in Eukaryota, Metazoa, Chordata, Actinopteri, Cyprinodontiformes, Fundulidae. Gene Ontology annotation, molecular function: phosphatidylinositol-4,5-bisphosphate phospholipase C activity. The record is from RefSeq and is a predicted model, not a curated record. The coding region runs from base 611 to 3940 and encodes 1109 amino acids.